Messenger RNA from Amblyraja radiata (thorny skate), 4331 nucleotides. RefSeq names its product ADAM metallopeptidase with thrombospondin type 1 motif, 17 (gene adamts17). Gene Ontology annotation, biological process: extracellular matrix organization; proteolysis. Gene Ontology annotation, cellular component: extracellular matrix. Lineage: Eukaryota; Metazoa; Chordata; Chondrichthyes; Rajiformes; Rajidae. Bases 76 to 3312 code for a protein of 1078 amino acids. Gene Ontology annotation, molecular function: metalloendopeptidase activity. The transcript is spliced from 23 exons. The record is from RefSeq and is a predicted model, not a curated record.
GGAGCGGCGGCGCUGGGAGCUGAGACUCUCCGCCGGGAGCGUUGUCUCCGUGUCUCCAUUGUCGGCGGCUGGACCAUGGGUGUCCCCUCGCUGCUGCACCUGGCGCUGGCCGUCUGCCUGCUGCACUUCCCGGGCCCAGCGGCCCCUGAGCUGACCGUACCGCGGAGGCUGGGCUCGGGUCCGCCGGGAGAACAGCUCCAGCUGGCGCUGCCGCUACCGGCCUGGGGCACCGAGCUGGUGCUGUCCUUGAGGCGGGGGCAGCGCUUCCUGGCGCCGGCAUUCACCGUGGAGGAGCGGGGCAGAGACACGGGCCCCCUGCGAGCCGAGCAUCACUGCUUCUACAGCGGCCACGUCCUCCGGCACCGCCGCUCCUUCGCCGCGCUCAGCACCUGCAACGGACUGUUGGGAUAUAUCCAGAUUGGUGACGAUCUGUUGUCCAUAGAACCUGUGAACAAAAUUAACUCUUCAUUCAGUGGGGAAGUUCACCGGAUUUACAGGCACAAGCAGCCCCUCGCAUCCAAGAAGAAUCACAGCUCUGACUUCUGCAAGGUGAUCAAAGGAAGACAGAAGCUGAAGAGAGCAACUGACCAACUCAGAAGAAAUGCCAUCCGCUUAACGAACGAAUACACGGUGGAGACGUUAGUGGUGGCAGAUUCGGACAUGGUGGAGUAUCACGGUGCAGAAGCAGCCCAGAGGUUCCUCCUCACUGUCAUGAAUAUGGUAUACAACAUGUUUCGGCACCGCAGUCUGGGAAUUAAGAUCAAUAUUCAAGUCACGAAACUAGUUCUGCUUCACAAACGUCCGGAGCAACUAUCGAUUGGUCACCAUGGGGAGAAGUCGCUGGAGAGCUUCUGCCAUUGGCAGCAGCGAGAGUUUGGAGCUCGAUACUUGGGGAAUAACCAACUGCCCGGUGGGAGGGACGACUACCCAGCUGUGGAUGCCGCCAUGCUUGUCACAAGGACUGACUUCUGUGUAAAUAAAAAUGAGCCCUGUGACACUGUUGGAAUUGCAUACCUUGGAGGAGCCUGUAACCCCAAGCGCAAGUGUGUGCUCGCUGAAGAUAAUGGUCUCAGCCUGGCCUUUACCAUUGCCCACGAGCUGGGUCACAACCUGGGGAUGAGCCAUGAUGAUGACCAUUCCACCUGUGCUGAACAUUUCCACAUCAUGUCUGGCGAGUGGAUCAAGGGGAAGAACCCAAGCGAUCUUUCUUGGUCUGCCUGUAGCCAUGGCGACCUGGAGAGUUUCCUGAGAUCAAAGGCUAGUACCUGCCUGCUGGAGACAGACCCAAGAAGUCAAUAUGCAACACGGUUGCCACCUAAGCUGCCGGGCAUGCACUACAGCGCUGACGAACAGUGUCAGAUACUGUUUGGAAUCAAUGCAACUUUCUGUAAAGAAAUGGAGCAUUUGAUGUGUUCCGGUCUCUGGUGUCUGGUGGAGGAAGACCUGCCAUGCAAAACAAAAUUGGAUCCUCCCUUAGACGGAACGGAGUGUGGUGUUGACAAGUGGUGCAGAGCAGGGAAGUGUGUCAGCAAAACGCCUAUCCCUGAGCACCUGGAUGGCGACUGGAACAGCUGGAGCCAGUGGAGUAUGUGCAGCCGCACCUGUGGAACCGGAGCCAGGUUCAGGCAAAGAAAAUGCGAUAACCCCCCCCCAGGUCCAGGAGGAACAAACUGUCUGGGAGUCAAUGUAGAGCAUAAGGUUUGUGAGAAUGUACACUGCAACAAAGGGCAGCGCAACUUCCGAGAUCAGCAAUGCCAGUCCCAGGACAGGCAAGGUCAGAAGAAGAGAAAACACUGGACUGCAGUCCUCAACGACGACAUGCCUUGUGCUUUGUUUUGCUCCCCCUUUGGGAAAGAUUCCCCUGUCCUGAUAGCUGAGCGAGUCCAGGAUGGCACUCCAUGUGGACCGUACGAGACAGAUCUCUGUGUGAAUGGCAAAUGCAAGAAGAUUGGCUGUGAUGGAAUCAUUGGGUCUGCAGCAAAGGAGGAUCGUUGUGGGGUGUGCAAUGGUGAUGACAAGUCGUGCGAGAUCAUCAAAGGCGAUUUCAAUCAAAGCCAAGGAAUGGGUUAUGUUGAAGCUGCUGUUAUCCCUGCUGGUGCCAGGAGGAUUCGGGUGGUGGAGGAGAAACCAGCGCACAGCUUCCUAGCUUUAAAAGACUCCACAAAACAAUCCAUCAACAGCGACUGGAAGAUCGAGCUGCCUGGCGAAUUUCCAAUGGCCGGAACCACAGUGCAUUAUGUGAGGCGGGGUCUGUGGGAGAAGAUGUCUGCCAAGGGACCGACCAAAACACCGCUUCACUUAAUGGUGCUGUUAUUCCAUGAUAAAAGCUAUGGCAUCCACUAUGAAUACACAAUCCCGGUGAACAAGUCAACUGAAGAUAGCAACGUGAUGCACAAACCACUGGAACCUCUUUACUUGUGGACAAACAUUGGCUGGGGGAACUGCAGUGUGCAAUGUGGAGGAGGUGAGCGCAGAACAAUUGUCCGCUGCUCCAAGAUUGUCAACAAGACGUUGACAGUAACGAACGACAGCGACUGCCGCCUCCUGGCUCGCAUUGAUCCCCAAGUCCGGAGAUGCAACAUACAUCCGUGCCAGUCAUGGUGGGUGGGAAGCACUUGGUCUCCAUGCUCCAGGACCUGUGGUAAAGGAACUCAGAUUCGGAAUGUGACCUGUGUCUAUCAGCUACAAAACGGCACGCAUUUCAACACAAGAAGUCUCUACUGCCUUGGUCCAAGACUGUCUACAGUGCAGGGCUGUGAAGGCCGUGCAUGCCUCACAAUAUGGGAAGCCUCGGAUUGGUCAAAGUGUUCGUCAGACUGUGGUCGUGGAACCCAUCUAAGGACAGUGAAUUGCACCAACCCUCAUCGCAAAUGUGAUCUUGCAGCGAAGCCCAGAGAGGAAGAGGAGUGCGAGGAUCAUUCCAACUGCUACAAAUGGCGAACUGGAGAAUGGUCAAAGUGUUCGUCCACAUGCGGCAAGGGCCUGCAUUCUCGAGUUGUUCAAUGUAUGCACAGAAUCACCGGGCGCCACGGCAACGAAUGCCCUUCUUUGACCAAACCACCGUCCUACAAGCAAUGCCACCAGAAGCCUUGCAAUGGAAGUGCCAACGCCAACAAUGUCACCUCGUCCAGGCUUGCUGCCCUAACAUACAAGUGCCUGGGAGAUGACUGGGCAGUGUACUGCAGACUCAUCCGUGAGAAGAACCUGUGCCAAGACCUGCGCUGGUACCGACGCUGCUGCCAGACCUGCAAGGACUUCUACGCAAACAAGCCGCGGCGCAGCACUGAGUCGCGGGUAUUAUUGAAGCAAUGAGAUAACCGAAGAAGAGUUUUUUUUCUUCUCCGUUUCAUCCCGUACAGAAUCGGGGGAUGUACGGAUUUUUUAUUUUAACUGGAAGAGAGCGGUGCUUGGGAAGCUGCAGGCUCCCCACCAUCCUUGCCCACACUCUGCAAACGCACCCCGCCAUUUUUGGGAUGUACCGCGUGAGCUGCUGUUACAGUGUCAGAAGCUGAGCCAGUGACCUACCCAAGAGCCCACGUCGAUGGGUUCUGCACUUGCCUAUCACUGCAGCAUCAACCGCAUGGCUCCGAUCAGUGAGGGAAGUAAACAGUAACUCCUUUCUCACCAACAAGAAAUGACGUUUACUGUCUCUCACUGGAUUUUUGUAGAGUUAAUACUGUGCACUGGAACCAUUUCCAGCGGAAAGCAAAGGACAAUGAAGGAGCAGGAAAAUCUAUCCCUUCCACGCACCUUCAGGUGGAGAUGUGUCUAGAAUCUCAACUCACUGUUUGUUAUCCCUCUCAUAGUUCUGGAAAAUAUGAAAAGCCUUGACAUCCAGACUAUCGAUCAAACCACUCGCUUGAUGAGAAUUUGCAACUUAAUAUCUUCAUUUAUAGCAAAGUGUAGCAAUGCAAAGCCAAACUUGAACGAUUCUCUUUAACCUUUUCAUUACUUUUUACCUUUAGGCCAGUCAACCUUCCUUAUGGACAUGGCUAAUGAUACUUUAUUAUCUCAUGUGAAUGAAUGAAUGAAUGAAUACUUUAUUGUUUCAUGUGAAAAGGCACAGUGAAACUCUUUGUUUUGCAUACGCAAGGUAUGCAAAGAGUUGCCACAUAAAGGGCGCUGACAUAAAGUUACAAAGUAUUCCGCGCCAGCUCCUCCCUUGUUCUCCCUCACAGUGGUCCCCCCAUGCCAGGUCCUCCUUUGUUCUCCCCCCCCCCCCCCCCCCCCCCACAUCCCCUCCUCACGGCUCCCCCUCCCCCACGCCGUACCGAGGUGCAGUGAAAUUCAUAUUGUACACAGUUCAUUACGGAUCUCCGAAUAGUAGACAA